This is a messenger RNA of Orbicella faveolata, 1017 nucleotides long. RefSeq names its product glycine receptor subunit alpha-4-like. Gene Ontology annotation, biological process: monoatomic ion transmembrane transport. The record is from RefSeq and is a predicted model, not a curated record. Gene Ontology annotation, cellular component: membrane. Gene Ontology annotation, molecular function: transmembrane signaling receptor activity; extracellular ligand-gated monoatomic ion channel activity. Lineage: Eukaryota; Metazoa; Cnidaria; Anthozoa; Scleractinia; Merulinidae.
AUGUGGAGGAAGCAACAUCGUCUUGCUUUUGGCCUUGCGAUUCCUGUGGAAAACUACAGAAGCUACGACGAUAUCGACCACAAAUUUUUUACUUCUUGUCAAUUUGUCAGGGUGAAUCAAGAGAAUUGCUUUCAUCCCGACCACGAAAGCUCCUCGCAAUUGCAGUAUUUCAAAAAUGAAUCAUGGCAGACGACCUCGCUUGGAGAACUUCUUCAGCAAAUGCUGCAGUGCUAUGAUUCACGAGUUCGGGUUGAACACGGCGGAAGUAAUCCCACCACGGUGGUCGUUAGUUUAUAUAUUUUGUCCAUCGGGAAUUUCCAAGUUCGCGACAUGGAUUUUCAGUUGUCCUUUUACUUCAGACAACAAUGGCAAGAUUCUCGUUUGGCUUAUGGGAAUCAUUUUCACGAAGAAAAAAUCACUUUGGGUGGAGGAAUCCUUGAACAGUUGUGGCUUCCACAGACGUAUUUUGUCAACAAGAAAGGAUCCAGCACCAGUGUGGAUGCAAAUUUUUUUGUGCGAAUUUUUCCCGAUGGAUCAUUGCUUGUAAUCACCAAAAAUACACUUACGAUGGAUUGCUACAUGGAUUUAAGAAACUUUCCAUUUGAUGUUCAGAAGUGCAACUUGACAAUAGAGAGCUUUGGUUUCACCACCAAAGAUGUAGUGUAUAAGUGGAUUUCAAGUAAGAGUACUGAAGCGGUGGAACAGGAUCCUGGACUCACUACAUCAGAGUUUGACAUUGGUCCGAUUAGAAUAUUUGAAUCUGCUACAUUGUAUAAAACAGGUUUGUUUUCAAGCUUGAAAAUGGAACUGAACUUCCAAAGAAGAUCUGUUUAUUACCUGAUACAAAUUUACAUUCCCAGUGGCAUGAUAGUAGUGUUGUCCUGGGUGAGUGUUUUUUUCAGUAUAGUUCCAAUGAAAGUUUAAAGAGAUAUUAAAAGUACUGUAACUAGUAACUUAUUUAUAUAUAGUGUUUCCAUAUGGCGUCACCACAGCCACGUUGGUGUCCCAAACCAAUGA